AACUCCUCCACAGCCCAUCCCACACUCUUUCAUUUCCAUUAUCCUCUAAAAACAUCUCACCAUGGCCACCCUUUCUUGCCAAUCUUCCGAUUUAGUAACCCUUCUCGGGUCUUCCACCACCGCGAACAACACAGCCAUAGCGGAGUUUCUAUGCUCCAGAUUCACCACCAUAGCCACCACUUUCAGCACCACCACCUACGCGGUCGACAACACCUACCUCCUCUUCUCCGCCUACCUUGUCUUCGCCAUGCAGCUCGGCUUCGCCAUGCUCUGCGCUGGCUCCGUCCGUGCCAAAAACACUAUGAACAUCAUGCUCACUAAUGUCCUCGACGCAGCUGCCGGUGGUCUCUCCUACUACCUCUUUGGGUUCGCCUUUGCCUUCGGUGCCCCCUCCAACUCCUUCAUCGGUCGCCACUUUUUUGGGCUCUCCGAUUUCCCCAACCCCACUACUGAUUAUAGCUUCUUUCUCUAUCAAUGGGCCUUUGCUAUUGCUGCUGCAGGCAUCACUAGUGGUUCCAUUGCUGAGCGAACUCAGUUCGUGGCUUAUCUCAUCUACUCCAGCAUUCUUACUGGUUUCGUCUAUCCCAUUGUGUCUCAUUGGUUCUGGUCUUCCGACGGGUGGGCCAGCCCAACUCGCCCUAGUAAUCUUCUAUUCAAUUCAGGAGCAAUCGACUUUGCCGGAUCAGGUGUUGUCCACAUGGUUGGUGGUAUAGCAGGCCUCUGGGGAGCUCUAAUUGAAGGCCCUCGUAUUGGCCGGUUCGAUCGGUCUGGCCGAUCUGUAGCCCUUCGUGGCCAUAGUGCCUCUUUAGUUGUUCUUGGCUCAUUUCUCCUCUGGUUCGGCUGGUACGGGUUCAACCCAGGUUCAUUUCUAACAAUCUCCAGGUCAUACAAUGACGGUCGCCCUUACUACGGUCAAUGGAGCGCCAUAGGUCGAACUGGAGUCACCACAACACUAGCUGGAUGCACAGCUGCAUUAACCACGCUCUUUACAAAACGCUUAUUAGUUGGCCAUUGGAAUGUAAUUGAUGUCUGUAAUGGUUUAUUAGGAGGAUUCGCGGCCAUCACGUCUGGUUGUGCCGUUGUCGAGCCAUGGGCUGCGGUGAUAUGUGGAUUCGUAGCAUCCUGGGUUUUAAUUAGCUUCAACAAGUUAGCUGAAAAGGUCAACUACGAUGAUCCAUUAGAGGCAGCGCAACUGCACGGCGGGUGUGGCGCGUGGGGUCUUCUAUUUACUGGAUUAUUUGCUAGAAAGGAGUAUGUAGCAGAGGUUUACCAGGCUGGGCGUCCAUAUGGAUUGUUGAUGGGCGGUGGAGGACGACUUCUGGCUGCGCAGUUGAUCGAGAUACUGGCCAUAAUUGGGUGGGUUUCUGUAACGAUGGGGCCAUUAUUUUAUGCGUUGAAGAAUAUGAAAUUGUUAAGGAUAUCAAGGGAAGAUGAGAUGGCUGGGAUGGAUUUAACAAGACAUGGAGGAUUCGCUUAUGUCUAUAACGAUGAGGAUGAUCUCUCUGGGAAGCCAUCUGGAUUUAUGAUGAGGAAAAUUGAGCCUGCUAAUGAGACUCCUCCCCAAGAACAUUUUCCUUCAGGGAUGGCAGCUGUUUGAUUCAUGUUUUGAUGCUAAUGAGUUCGUUUUCACGUAGUUAAAGAGAUGUUUAGUAAUGGAAUGAGAUUGUAUGCAAUGUAAAUCAAAAUCCAUGCAUGGUUGGAUUGAGUCUUUAAGAUUUCAUCUGUAAAAUAUAAAACUUAUUCUGUUUUGAUAGUUUUCAAUUCAAUCAUCUUUUUUUUUUUUUUUUG
Messenger RNA from Cucumis sativus (cucumber), 1788 nucleotides. RefSeq names its product ammonium transporter 1 member 2. The transcript is spliced from 2 exons. Gene Ontology annotation, cellular component: membrane. The record is from RefSeq and is a predicted model, not a curated record. Gene Ontology annotation, biological process: ammonium transmembrane transport; ammonium homeostasis. Lineage: Eukaryota; Viridiplantae; Streptophyta; Magnoliopsida; Cucurbitales; Cucurbitaceae. Gene Ontology annotation, molecular function: ammonium channel activity. Bases 62 to 1597 code for a protein of 511 amino acids.